Messenger RNA from Chenopodium quinoa (quinoa), 2111 nucleotides. Its product is annotated as putative pentatricopeptide repeat-containing protein At1g12700, mitochondrial. The record is from RefSeq and is a predicted model, not a curated record. The transcript has a single exon. Lineage: Eukaryota; Viridiplantae; Streptophyta; Magnoliopsida; Caryophyllales; Amaranthaceae. The coding region runs from base 68 to 1891 and encodes 607 amino acids. Gene Ontology annotation, molecular function: protein binding.
UCAUUCCUUUUUAAUUUUGGCAGAGGCAGCACUAGCAGUAGCAGGUGUGAGAACUGAGAGUGAGACGAUGAUGAGGAACAAAGCUUUGCUUUCACUUGCUUCUGCUUCUUCGCCAUUUUUAGGUUAUCUUCUUCAUCUUCCUUCUUUUUCCAGACGUUUUCAUGCUGAUGUUGAUUUUGAUGACCCCAAAUUGUUCCUUAAAUUUGUUAGACAACAAUCCAAAUUAGGGUUUACUAAUGUUGAAAUCCCCCUUUCCCAUUUCCAACAUAUGAAAUCGAUGCGACCUCUUCCAUCUAUCAUUGAUUUCUGUAUGUUAUUGAGUGCCAUGUCCAAGAUUAAACCCCACCCCCCUUUCUCCACUGUCAUUUCUCUUUACAGGCACCUCCUUUUCUUAGGUCUUCGUCCAAAUAUUUACUCCCUUACCAUCCUUGCCAAUUGCUACUGUCGUUUGAACUUUGUUGAUUUGGGGUUCUCUGUUCUCGCCAACAUUAUUAAGCUUGGUUUUCAGCCUAAUAUUGUUACUUUUACUACUCUCAUAAACGGCUUCAUUCACUCUAAUCAAUUUGAGAAAGCCGUUCCAUUGUUGGAUAAAAUUCUCAAGCUUGGCUUCCAACCUGAUAUGGUCACUUAUGGUUCUUUGUUCAAAGGUCUCUGUAGUUCCGGUGAUAAUGCCGGUGCUCUCAAACUCCUUAGAAAUAUGGAGUCUUAUGGCCAUUUUAUGCCUAAUGUUGUCAUUUAUAGCACCGUCAUUGAUAGUCUCUGUAAAGACCAGUUAUUACCUCAGGCUCUCCGUCUUUUCAAGGAGAUGAAAGUCAAGGGAAUUUCCCCUAAUGUUUUUACCUAUACUACCUUAAUUCGAGGUAUGUGCACUUUGGGGCAACAGAAAGAGGCUCAAGAAAUGCUGACUGAGAUGUUGAGGAACAACAUAACUCCUGAUGUUAACACCUACAGCAUGUUGAUUGAUAUGUAUUGUAAAGAAGGCAAGGUUGGUGAAGCCCGGGACAUUUUUGUUCACAUGAUUGAGAGAGGAUUUGUUCCCAAUAUCAUCACUUACAGUGCUCUAUUAGAUGGAUAUUGUUUACGUGGUGAGAUGGAUGAGGCAGAAAAGCUUAUGGAUUUGAUGGUUGAAAAUGGUUGCAAACCUGAUGUAGUUACUUACAGCAGCUUAAUCAAUGGCUAUUGCAAGUCUAAAAAGAUUGACAAAGCUCUUGGUCUGCUCCAAGAGAUGCAUUUUAACGGAUUAGCCCCUGAUGUUAUCACGUACAGCACUCUUAUAGAUGCCUUGUGCAAAGACAAUCAACUCAAGCUUGCACAUCAAUUUUUCAAGGAAAUGGAAGCUCAUGGACUAAAGCCAGAUGUAAUCACUUGGAACUCAUUGCUUGAUGGGAUGUGUAAGAAUGGACAAAUAGAUGAGGCGAUUGCAACACUGAAGGAAAUGGAGAGCAGUGGAGUGGCCCCUGAUAUUAUUACAUACAGAACCCUAAUGGAUGGUUUCUGUGAAUCUAAUCGCCUUAGAGAAGCGAUGGACAUCUUCUCCUUUCUCACAGCUAAAGGGCUGCAUGAUUUGCGUGCUUACACCAUAAUGAUAAAAGGGUUUUGUAAAGAAGGGUUGCUAGCAAAAGCCGAUGAAUUAUUGAAGAAUAUGGAGGACAAUGGAUGCUUUCCAGAUGAAUGCACCUUUAAUACAAUUAUUAGAGGAUUUAUAGAUGGAAGGGACAUUAGCAGAGCAUUAGAGCUUGUCAGGUUGAUGAGAAUUAAAGAGUUUGCUGCUGAUAAUCACACUAUAUCAUCAUUUGUGGGCUUACUCACUGAUCCAAAUAUCGAUGAUGCAGACAAGGAUUUGCUGAAAAAGUUUUUGGUAAUCAGGAAAAAUGGAAGGAGCAAUGACUAAAGCAUAUAUGAUCAGCUGUGACAGAUAUGUGUACACAUAUAUUGUGAGUGACUUGUGAAUCAGUAAGUCAUAUGUGAUUUAUUGUAGGAAAAAGCAUUAAUAUCUGUGAUGGAAAAAGCUUGCUUUUACUUGUAUGGUGCUCAUGGAAGCAGAUGUGGAUUGACCUAUUGUAUCCUUUUUGCGUGUUUUUAUUGUACUGAAAUUGAUAUAAAGUCUUGAG